This is a messenger RNA of Spirodela intermedia, 1103 nucleotides long. The record is from the annotation of a GenBank genome assembly. NCBI's taxonomy places the organism in Eukaryota, Viridiplantae, Streptophyta, Magnoliopsida, Alismatales, Araceae.
AUGCAACAUUAUGCAGCUUUCAGACAAGACAAGUUCAUUGACUAGAGUUCUAGCUAUUAGCAGUCCACUGUAAAGCACUGAAUCAACAGAAAGUCAACUGUCACCAAAUCACAAAAUAUUGUGAGAUUGAAAUAAAAUAGUUCAUAACCAGAAAUCUAACUUGAUUAAUAACCUGAAAACUAAAACGUAUUGCAAUUAACAGGAAAUCACUUGAUCAUCCAAUUACAUGCUAUUAUAAUAAAUAGGAUAGCUUGUGAUCCAGCAUCUACCUAGCAAUUCCUGAUUCAAAGGCUAGGAAAAUAAAAGAAUGGAAGAAACGUGUCAAAAUAUUUCAAGAGAAGGUUAGUAACAUAUAGAUAUAUCCAGGGAUGCUACUGUUCAUUAAAAAAGGCCGGCGACACAACAGAUGAUUUCAGUUUAGUUUUCAUCUCGAACAAAUCAAAUAGUAAGGUUAAAACGUCAGUACCUUUUUUAAAAAAUGGAGACAGAACAAACAUUAAACGAGAAAAAAAAUUCCUAAAGCAUUGCCAAAAAAACUGAAAUAUCCGAGAAAAAAAAUUCGAUGGUGCUGGAAAUCCCGACGAGGGGAAGGAUGAAUAGAGCUCACGAUAUGCUACGUUUAGGCGUUGCUAGGGCAUUCCCUCGCGAAAUGUCCCGGCUUCCCACAGUGAAAGCAUCCCCCUCCCCCUCCCCCUCCCCCUCCCCCGCCACCAGCGCCGGAAAAGCGACCGCCACCACCUCCUAGGUGACAGUCUCUAGCCAGGUGACCAGUUUCCCCACAAGUAUAACAAGCCGCGCCACCACCCCCUCGGUUGCAUUCCCUCGCCAGAUGCCCAGGCUGCCCGCAGUUAUAACACGUCCCCCCGCCACCGCCACCGCCACCGCCGCCACCACUGCCACCCCCUUGCAGGCAAUCCCUAGCCAUAUGGCCAGGCUGCCCGCAGUUGUAGCACCCUCCACCGCCGCCACCACCGUAUGCUCCACCACCACCACCACCACUCAUCCGCCCACCUCUUCCACCACCCCAGCUGCCACCGAAAGCCCCGCCGAAGCCGCCCCCCCCGUAUCCACCACCGCCGUAUCCGCCCCCACCACCGCCGUAG